Fusarium falciforme is the source of this 1326-nucleotide messenger RNA. Its product is annotated as HET domain-containing protein. The transcript is spliced from 2 exons. The record is from RefSeq and is a predicted model, not a curated record. Lineage: Eukaryota; Fungi; Ascomycota; Sordariomycetes; Hypocreales; Nectriaceae. Bases 1 to 1326 code for a protein of 441 amino acids.
AUGACGUGUGACGUCUGUGAAACCAUCAUCGACAUAUACUCAGCGGGCUUCGAAGAAUGGGAUGAAGAGAUCCUCGGGGAAGUCUCGACGGUGCUAAACAGCAACUGUCCUCAUGCAGAGUCCCUCCGUCGAGCCGCCAACUUUGACAGACCAAUAACCGACUUCCCGAAUGAGCUCUUGGCUAUAAAGAAGGAAGGGAAGCAGACGGGUGUCCGGUUGGGGCUGGCUCACUUGACCCCUGAAGAUGAAAUCAUCUUUGAUAAUAUCUCUACGACUUAUAUGGACCUUGUUUCACCGAGAGGUUCGGUCGACCACCCAGGACAGGGCAUCUUGCCUGACCCGAAGUGGAUUGAUCUCGAUAUCAUUCGUGGUUGGUUCUCCGCCUGCAAGAAUUCACACCAGUCACAAUGCGGUGAGCCACCUUGGCUGAAAGGAGUCGAGCCUGCCGAUCCCGAAUGGUUCAUCGACGUGGUUGACAACUGCAUUGUAUCUCCUCCAGGAAGGGGAGUGGACUACGUUGCCUUGUCAUACACCUGGGGCCUGGGUCGGAAUCUCAAGAACACAAAGGUCACACUCAACGAGCUGAGACAGCCCGGGGCCCUACGAGAGCCAAAGUUUGCAAGCCAACUACCAGAGACUAUUCGAAACACCAUAGACAUUGUUAAAUUACUCGGCGAACGAUAUCUCUGGGUUGAUGCCCUGUGUAUCAUCCAAGAUGACCCCGCAAGUCUUGGUCGGAAUCUGAACCAAAUGCAGCUUAUUUACGCAAAUUCGACCUUUUGCGUCAUGGCGGCUACUGGAUAUGGCGCUGAGUUUGGACUCCGUGGUCUUAAGGGCCUCUCUCCAGAGAGAGACCUCGAAAUGCGCAUCUACGAUCUAGCAGAUGGCAAUAAGUUGAUAGCCAAGCCUCUGUCGCAGGACCCGACUGCGGGGACCAAGUACUCGUAUCAUCAGCGAGGCUGGACCUUUCAAGAGUGGCUCUUCUCCCGUCGACGCUUGGUAUUCAAUCACGGCCCUCUCGUGUGGCAAUGCCAAUGCGCCCGGUGGCAAGAGACAUUCAACAUUAAUCCGGAAGCUGAUGCUCAGUGGGGUCGAAUGUCUCGAACCAAGGAGUCUGCUCUGGAUCCUUCACCGAGUAUCUGGGAUUUCAUGUCAAUGGCCUCAACGUUCAACACCAAAGCACUGACUAUGCAGGAAGAUGCACCGAGAGCUUUUGCGGGGAUACAGGCUAUGCUUCAUCGAGUACACCCCGGCGGCUUGCUAGAAGACAAGGAUCAAACGCAGCGAAUGUACUUCAGGAUGGACUCCCAAGCUGGUCAUGGCUAG